CGGAAAUGGUUUCAAUAUAUAUAAACAUGUAAUAUUUCAUUUAUAUUAUAAGAUACGCCAUGAGAAUAAGGAAUUAAAUACGAUAUUGGUGGAUGCAAAAUAAUAAUAUAGAGCAUGACAUUAGAAGCACUACCCCAGGAGUUAAUAUUUCAAAUAUCUACUCAUUUGAAUCAAAGUGAUCUAUUGAACUUGUUAUACACAAAUUCAUACUUUUAUAAUUUACUUCAAGCCCGUCUACAUUUUGCUAUCAAUAUCGAUUCAAGAAAGAAAAUAUAUACUGAUUUCAAUACCGAUGAUUUUAAUUAUGUUAGUGUUCCAAAUUACUACACAGAGUACAGAAGUAUGAAAAUUAAACCUAUUACUAUAUCUUCAUUGUAUUCGAUGAACAUAUUUUUCAAAAAAUUAAUUCAGAAUCCUCAUUUAUGUUCAUUUAUACGCGUCAUGAUAUUUAAUUAUGAGAUUCCUGAUAUUUCUGACUUAGAAUUAUUUAAAGUAUUAACUAUCCUCAACGGGAAGUUGACCAACUUAAAAGUAUUUAAAUGGUUUAAUGGUCAUUAUAAGUUACCUGGAAAGUUUAUAUCAGAUUUAAAUUUAAUAGAAUUGGAAGGAUGUAUCCAGCUUGAUAUUCCUAAUGAUAAGUUAAAUUUUCAAUACUUGAAAAAGUUACAUUUAUCUAAUUUCAAUUCUGGUCCCAUUGAUUUCAGUGAUUUCCCAAAUUUAAGUGAAUUAACUAUUUCAAAAUUACACUCAUCAUCAUCUCCCAACUAUUUUUAUACUGGUUCUAAUCCGAGCUUCUGGGAGAGUAAAGAGUUUGUUUCUUCAAUCGCCCAAUACUUCAAGAGAACUACAAGUAUUAUACCAUGUCUAUCUACCUUGACAAUAAAAGAUAUGCAUGUUACUGGAGAUGAUGUGAAAGUAUUAAAAUCUUGCUUUGAUACAUCCAAAUUAACUUCCUUAUCAAUUUUAAAUUGUUUCGAAUCAAUGUAUGAUCAAGAUGAGUUUUACGAUAUCAGAAGAAGAAGGAUUAAGACGAAAUUCUUCUUAGAUGAGUUAAACUCAAUUGUGAACAAAGAUCUUAAAGAAUUAAAUAUAUACUUGGUUAAUGAACUAAAUUAUAAUAAUAAACUCGUUAAUUUUCUAAGAGAAUUCCCUAAUUUGCAAUCAUUAAAUUUAAAUGUCAAUCUCAAUGGAUUUGAGAAUCUCAAUAUUAAUUUAUUAAAUAUUUUGAAAUCAAUUAAUCCUGACCUUGAAUUUCUUAACCUUAACUACAAUAUAAUAGGAAAUUCCAAGAAUUCGAACUGCUUUAAUUAUGAUUCAAAGGUAACAAACUUGUUAAAGAAUUUCACCAAGUUAAAAUUCCUAAACAUACCAUUUCAUAUAGAUUUUAAAAUACCUAAAAAGCUUUUGUCGAAUUUACAAGUAUUAUCGUUAAGAAUUCAUGAAGAAUCUAUAUCAAAAGUUUCACAACCUAGUAAUUGUUUAAUUAAUUCAGAAUUUUUUUCCAAUACUAUAAUUGUUGAUAAACAUAGUCAAACCUAUAUUGAAGAACAAAUUUGUCGGGCCAAAUAUUGGAAACAAAUGAUGAGAUCACUUAAAUGGAUUCAAUUUGAGUUUGAUGAUGAAUGUAUGAUGUUUCAAUGUGAUGAUAAAAGUAAUGAUAAUGGUCAAGUUGUAUAUAGAGAAGGUUUGCAGAAUUAUUUUCAGCAAAUUAUUACAAAUCAAAUAAUUUAAUAUAUAUAGAAAUAAGUUAAAAAUAGAAUGUAGAUCAUUUGUAAUAGUCCUAAUUAGAUACCAAUUAAAUCAUGAAGAUUUAUCAAAUCAGGGUGGAGAUGAUCUGAGUCAAUUUUCCAAAUGCAAAAGUGUUCUCUUGAACCAUUUUAAACUGAAAAUAAACGAAUAUAAUCAGGGUAAAUGAGAAGGC
Molecule: messenger RNA, 1921 nt
Organism: Scheffersomyces amazonensis
Lineage: Eukaryota; Fungi; Ascomycota; Pichiomycetes; Serinales; Debaryomycetaceae
Exons: 1
Coding region: 115-1731 (538 amino acids)
Molecular function (GO): protein binding
Source: RefSeq, a predicted model, not a curated record